GUGCACUCUGGGGAGGGUGUAGUAAGAUGGCGGCUCCCUCUCCCAAAUGGAGACGGGUAACCGGAGCAACCGGGCCGGUUCCGCGGCCCCGGCACGGUCACCGCGUCGUGGCGAUCAAAGAGUUGAUGAUCAUAUUCGGCGGCGGCAACGAGGGCAUCGUGGACGAGCUGCACGUCUACAACACAGUCACAAACCAAUGGUUCAUCCCUGCCGUUAGAGGGGAUAUCCCACCAGGCUGUGCAGCAUAUGGCUUUAUCUGUGAUGGGACCAGGAUCCUUGUGUUUGGAGGAAUGGUGGAAUAUGGAAAAUAUAGCAACGAUCUUUAUGAACUGCAGGCAAGCCGAUGGGAGUGGAAGAAACUCAAACCGAAACCUCCUAAAAACGGUCCACCACCUUGUCCCCGCCUUGGUCAUACCUUGUGUCUGGUUGGUAAUAAGUGUUAUUUAUUUGGUGGCCUGGCCAAUGACAGUGAAGACCCAAAGAAUAAUAUUCCAAGGUACUUGAAUGACCUAUACACAAUAGAGCUUAGGCCUGGAUCAGGGGUAGUGGGAUGGGACAUUCCUGUUACACACGGUACUCCACCCCCUCCAAGAGAAUCUCACACUGCAGUUGUGUUUAAAGAUUCAAAAAAACCAAAGAUGAUCAUUUAUGGAGGGAUGAGUGGAUGCAGACUUGGUGAUCUCUGGUUACUUGAUGUGGAAAGCUUGGUGUGGAAUAAACCAGCAACCAAGGGAAUUACACCUCUUCCUCGAAGUUUGCACUCUGCAACUGUCAUUGGGAAUAAAAUGUUUGUCUUUGGUGGCUGGGUACCACUUGUGAUGGAUGAUGUGAAAGUUGCCACUCAUGAAAAGGAAUGGAAGUGCACAAAUACACUUGCUUUCUUAAAUUUAGAUAUCAGUAUGUGGACACCUGUAGUUUCGGACACACUGGAUGAUAAUGUCCCCAGGGCAAGAGCUGGCCACUGUGCAGUUGCCAUUCAUACUCGUCUUUACAUCUGGAGUGGAAGAGAUGGUUACAGGAAGGCCUGGAACAAUCAAGUCUGUUGCAAGGAUCUUUGGUAUUUGGAAACUGAAAAGCCCCCGGCACCAUCUCGUGUACAGUUGGUCAGAGCCAGCACAAACUCCCUUGAAGUAUGUUGGGGUGCUGUUCCAACAUCAGAUGCCUACCUUCUUCAGUUACAAAAAUAUGACAUGCUGCCGUCAACUGUUACCUCCUCCCUGACCUCUCCAGCACUGAGUAGCCCAUCAGUGCCACAUAAGACUCCUUGUAGCACUGUUGCUCCAACACCAGCUCCUGUUGCCAUACCAAUCCCAUCACCACAGCCUGUUGCUAAAGUGGCUUCUCCAACUGCUGCUGUAGCUGCUGGGAUGACAGGUGCUGUGACUGCAAUGCAAGUCUCUGCUGCUCAAGCAUCUGGGUUGUCUCCAGCAGCUCCCCAGCUGGUUACAGUCUCUCAACAGGCUGUGCAAACAGUUAAAGCAGCUGUUUCCUCUUUACCUGCUGGAGUACGUCUAGUUGUGCCAGCACAAAGUGCCACUAACACAGUUCCUUCAGUAGCGGAGACAAUACCUUCUUCAUGCUACAGUACGUUCUGGGUGAACACACCAGCCACAACCAUGCUGAAGACAGCAGCUGCACAGGUUGCAACAUCUUCUGCCUCGUCCCGGCCUAUUAUAACUGUACACAAAUCUGGUGCACUGACUGUAGCUCAGCAAACGCAAGUCGUCACCACAGUCGUUGGCGGCGUUACCAAAACAUUUACGCUUGUUAAAAGCCCAAUUCAAGUUGGUGGUGGAGGUUCUCUGAUCUCCAAUCUAGGGAAAAUGAUGACACUUGUUCAGACAGCUCCAGUACAAACUGGCGCUAUCACUGGUCAGGCCACUGCUGGGUCAUUAGCACAGUUCAUUCAGGCAAAAGGUCCCUUUCCUCCGGGUACAAUAGUCAGACUUGUAACAGCAGCAGAUGGUAAGCCAGCAACAAUCAUCACAACCUCUCAAGCUGGUGGAAUGGGUACAAAGCAAACUAUCCUGGGCCUUGGCAGUGUCUCCCCUACCAGCAGCAAACCUGGAGCAACAACCAUAAUAAAAACUAUUCCAGUUUCAGCAUUGAUGAAUCAACCCAGUACUACAGGUGUUUCUGCAAACCCUGGUAUAAAAUCUCCAAUAACGAUCAUUACUACAAAAGUAGGGACGUCUGGAACAGCGAAGAUCAUUACAGCUGUGCCAAAACUUACCACAGGACAGCCUGGAAUGACACAGGUGGUUCUUAAAACGCCGGGAACACCUGGUACCAUCUUGCGAACAGUUGGUGGAACCCCCGUCAACGUUAGUGGAGUUAGACUGGUCACACCAGUCACCGUGUCAUCCAGCAAGCCGACAGUCACAACCUUGUUACUGAAGGGGAGCACAGGCGUUACGACAUUGGGAACUGUGACUGGUACAGUGACCACAACCCAUGCUGGAGCAAGUAGCAUUACAGCACCAAACUUCACACCAGUCACUGCUCUGGCCAGAGUAGCAACAUUGGCCAGCCAAGGGGUUAGCCCAACUAUUGAUCCUUUGUCUGUGGCAACAAGAACAUUACAUUCUACAACAGGAAUUGUAUCAACACCAUCAAUAGUCAAUACAGAGCCCAUUUUUGUGAUGUCAGGAGAGGCUGUAUCAUCUGCAGUGACUGGGUUGGCUGUACAAGCCAGUGAAAUUCAUGUACCGUUGGCUGUGGAGCAAACCACUGCUGUGGCAGCUGUUACAGAGAAUAGCAUACAAGCUUCAGACCAGCAGGUGCAUCAAACCACAGAAGAACCAGCUCAUGAAACUACAGAGACGAAUACUACAAAUACAGCCACUUCCAGUACAGCAAACAUAUCUCAGAAUCAAAUCCAACCUCCAGCCACAAGUAACAAUGGUAUACCAGAAAGUGUCCACGGGGAAACAGCGACUGCUGGAACAACCAAUACAGCUACCACUGUCUCAGCAGCACAGACAGGAGCAGUAACAACUGUAACACAAUCCACACCAGCUCCAGGCCCUUCACUGCAGGUGAUCUCACCAACAUCUGAUGGUCCCUCAAGUAGUAAUACAGCUUUAUCAGAUUCAAGCACUUUGCAGUUGGUACCUGCUCCAGAUACUGGCCAAACUCCAGGGGGGUCAGGGCUCCAGGUUGCACCUGAACAGGCGUUAAAGAACUUAGAAAGUACAGUGGCCCCUGAUUUGACUGAGCAACCUCAACAAGCUGUGCGGACGGUAGGCACACAGAGCCAACAGGUCAAAGUGGAAACUGGUGAAGCAAAGGGACAUUCAAGUCAAAGUACUGAGCAGCACCAUCAUGUCACUACAACUGAGCCUUUCAUUACUGAUACAAAACCAGCAGAUGCUAAUCAACCCGAAACCACUGCUGGAGAUUCUCCAGUGUCUCUGUUGCCAAAAAUGAAAGAAUGCAGUACUGUAAAGACUCUGCCAGAAGAUGUCUCUUCGGAACCAGCAGUGCCUAAUGUAGACUCUUCUCAGCAUUUGCAGCAACCUGUAAUGCAGAAUCCUGAGCAACAAAAGGAUCAGUUACAGUCACCAGCACCCGUGACCACAUUGAGUGCUCCUCAAGCAGUGAUGCAGAGUCCAAAUGAUACAAACGCACAAAGCAACCAGCUAGGCCAAUGUACUAGUACUGCAGAAUCUCCGCAGCCAAGUACUGCAAGUCUUGCCAGUUCACUUCCUUCAUCUUCUACCACGGCAACUGUAUCACCAAGUGAAGUCUCGAGCAGCAAUCCAGUAGCAAAUGGGAAACAAGAAAAUCCUUCUACACCACAUAAGGUUACGCCAAAGAAAGAAGGGAAUCCAUGGUAUGAUGUAGGAAUCAUCAAAGGAACCAGUACUGUGGUAACUCAUUACCAUUUGCCACCAGAGGGCAGCCAUGGAGAAGAUGCAAGUACUAACAUUCCAGACUACAGUAUGCUGAAAAAGCAAGAGCUGCUUCCAGGCACUGCAUACAAAUUUAGAGUUGCUGGAAUUAAUGCGUGUGGAAGAGGUCCUUUCAGUGAGAUAUGUGCUUUCAAAACUUGUCUCCCUGGAUUUCCUGGAGCACCGUCUGCUAUCAAAAUUACCAAGAGUGUGGAUGGUGCUCAUCUUACCUGGGAACCGCCCGCUACAACUGCUGGGAAAAUUCUGGAGUAUUCUGUGUAUUUAGCCGUGCGCAGCAUUCAAGUGACAGAAGUGAAAUCUGGAAGUCCUGCCCAGCUGGCCUUUAUGCGGGUUUACUGUGGUGCUAAACCAUCUUGUGUGGUGUCUUCCUCACACCUUGCAAACGCGCAUAUUGAUUGUACAACAAAACCUGCUAUCAUUUUUAGGAUAGCAGCAAGAAAUGAGAAAGGCUAUGGACCAGCUACACAAGUUAGAUGGCUUCAAGAUGCAGGUGGACAAGGAAUAAAAGGCACUGCUAAGCGGCCUGCGGCCUCACCAGAGAACUCGAAAAGUGGCAGUGCCAAGAAGUCCAAAUCUGAAGGAUAAAAGGAAGACUUUUUUAUUUGUUGGAUCAAAGAAGUAAAGUACCAUUGGAUAGUAUUUGUAUUUAUUUUGUAAAUGUUUUGUAAUAUGUUUCUGUUAUACUCUUUAAUUCCUAUAACUUGUGAGAUUCUUAGAGAAGGGAUUUAAUUUGUAUUAAUUGUACAAAAUACAUUUCUUGUUUUAGAACUGUGACAAAUAGGCUUCGAGCAAGUUUUAAAGGAUAGCUUUUUAGAAACACAUAAUGUAGAUUUUAAAUUUGUAUUAACAUUACUGUGUAGAGUUCAUGUAGGUGGCUUGUUUCUAAAGUGGCUUAUUCUGAAAUCACUACAGUAGUGACUGGAUGUUUGCUGUGCAAGCAGUGGUUUAAAGAGUUUUCAAAGAAAUGUUGGUGUUUCACCUUGUUGCAGGUGGAUUAGGUAGGUCUUUAAAGCAUGUUUAUAUGUGGAUAAAGUAUGGGACCAAAAAAGGCACUACGGGAAAGCAGCUUGUUCUCAGAGUAGCACUUACACAGAUUCUGAAUCACCAUUAGAAGCAGACGUUAUUUGGACAUUUUUUUUUGUGUGUUCGCGUGUGCUACAAAGUGGCAUUCUUGUGCGUGGUUUGUGAUGACAAAUUUAAAACUGCCUUUUUAUUUUAAUUUUUUUUACACAAAUAAUAGCGAACAAAAAAUGUAUUGGACGUGUUUAAGUUGUAUGACCCCACAAGUUGUUUUUGCUAAAAUUGCUAUUAAACAUCGCCAAAUAUAUUAAACAGAAUCGGCUCUUGUUCCACUUGUUGGCCCCAAAACAGCAGCCAUUUCUUUCCUUCCCCACCCCCACUACAGACACACAUAAGCACUCAGUCCCAUCUACAGAAAUCACAACUGAAGCUUAGAACUUAGAAGGGGGAUAACAAGGAAUAUCAGCAGUUUUCCCAAUGAGUGUUGUUUUUUGGCACAAACAAAACAGCUGUUUUAAGCUACUAAACUCUCAAUAUCAAAUAUUAAAUGGAUUAAAAUCUUGAUAUGUUAAGGGAGCUACUUACUUUGGUGAGUACCAUUGGUUUCAGGAAUGUUGUGGGGUCAUGCAACUUCAAGGGUUUGUUGCUCAUUUUUUGUUGGGCUGGUUGAGGCUGUUAAUUGAUUAAUGCUACUACAUUGGCUCCUUUUCAUCAUCUUAUAAUUGUGUAGUUCAGAAGAUUAACCUCUGCUAUAUUAAUGUGUUUUCAUUGAGCUUGUAGUUACGAUCAUUUUUCCGCUUGCUUGGGUGGAUUUUUCUUUAUUUGUAAUUUCACUGUUAAUAACCUGUCUAUAUGUUCACAAUGCUGUAAUUAAUACAAAACUUAUAGAGCAAACUUUGAUUUGAAUUUUAGGCAGCUGCACAUAAAGAUCUGCACAAAUGCUUUUGAUAAUAUCACACCACUUGUAGCUUCAGCUAUGGCAAGAUGCAUUGGGAAGUGUCAGUAUAGAGGAAAGGCAUAAUAUUCAGGAAUGUUGCUCUUGUGUCUUUAUGUGGAUGUAUAUUAUGUAUAUUUAUCAUUGGAGUAAUCCUGAUUACAAGCAAUCAUUUGGUAAGGCAUGUUAAGCUUUCUUGUUUUGCAGUAAAUACUGCUAUUAGACUAUUCUGUGCAGAUUAGUUUCAUUAAAAUGAUACAUUUCCAGCAAUA
Callorhinchus milii (elephant shark) is the source of this 6140-nucleotide messenger RNA. RefSeq names its product host cell factor 2. NCBI's taxonomy places the organism in Eukaryota, Metazoa, Chordata, Chondrichthyes, Chimaeriformes, Callorhinchidae. The transcript has 26 exons. Bases 27 to 4499 code for a protein of 1490 amino acids. Gene Ontology annotation, cellular component: histone methyltransferase complex. The record is from RefSeq and is a predicted model, not a curated record. Gene Ontology annotation, biological process: chromatin remodeling; regulation of DNA-templated transcription. Gene Ontology annotation, molecular function: transcription coactivator activity; protein binding.